AUCUUAGAAGUUACAACAUAUUUCCUGUUUAUCAGAAGUCACACUCUCUUCCUCCACAUAGAGAAGAAAAAAAAAAGAGAGAGAGAGAAUGGAACUAACGCAAAUGAGUGUAUUGGAAGAGCUUCUUGCUCAGAGAAGAACAGAGAACAGCAUUUGGGCAAAUACCAGCAACCUCGUCAACAAUGGCGGAUUCACCACCACCGAUCAAUUCUUCACGAACUCCUGUAACUUCGAUUACUAUUGCUUCAACGACGACGACGCUACCAUCCAUUCCUCUUCCCUCAUGGAUCUCAUCUCUCCGCCUCUCCCGCCGCCGCUGCUGCAUCAGCCGCCGCCGUCUCCUCCGCCGCCGCAAGUUUCCGGCUUUGACUACCAUCUUCUCGAAGCUUUGCAAGAGAUGAUGGAGUCGACUUCGUCUUCGCCUCCGUUGAUCCUCGCGCAGGCUCAUCAAGAAGAGAACAACAACGUCAUCAACAACAGCACGACGUAUUCGUCGCCAUUGAUGGAGGAGAGCAGGAGCUUCAGUGUCGGGUACUGCGGAGGAGGAGAGACGAACAAGAAGAACAGCAAGAGCAAGAAGCUCGAGGGACAACCUUCGAAGAAUCUAAUGGCGGAGAGGCGGAGGAGGAAGAGAUUGAACGACCGACUCUCCAUGCUCCGAUCCAUUGUCCCCAAGAUCAGCAAGAUGGACAGGACAUCAAUCUUGGGAGAUGCCAUAGAUUACAUGAAGGAGCUUUUGGACAAGAUAAACAAGUUGCAGGAAGAGGAACAAGAGCUUGGCAGUUCUCAUGAUGAUGAUUCCAAGCUCUUCGCUGAUCUCAAUGCCCUCAAUGCAAACGAAUCUAUGGUCAGAAACUCCCCAAAGUUUGAGGUAGAAAGGAGGGAAACAAAUACAAGAGUUGAUAUAUGCUGCUCGCCCAAACCAGGGUUGAUUCUUUCAACAGUUAAUACAUUGGAAAAUAUGGGCUUGGAGAUUCAACACUGCGUUAUAAGUUGCUUCGGUGAUUUCUCAAUGCAGGCUUCUUGCUCCGAGGUUGCCGAGGAGAGGGAUUUGAUGAGAUCGGAGGAUGUAAAGCAAGCGUUGUUCAGGAAUGCAGGAUACGGAGGAAGAUGCUUGUAGAAGUUUUUUUUGUUGUUGUUGUCGUCCUCAUGAAAACAAUAAAAUAAUAAAAAUAAAAUUUUCCUUUUUUAAAAAAUUUUUGUGAAUUCUUAAAAAAAUUUGGAGAGAGGAUUAUAUUUUGGCCGUUGUAAUAAUUA
Molecule: messenger RNA, 1257 nt
Organism: Tarenaya hassleriana
Lineage: Eukaryota; Viridiplantae; Streptophyta; Magnoliopsida; Brassicales; Cleomaceae
Product: transcription factor bHLH93-like
Exons: 4
Coding region: 89-1120 (343 amino acids)
Biological process (GO): regulation of DNA-templated transcription
Cellular component (GO): nucleus
Molecular function (GO): DNA-binding transcription factor activity; sequence-specific DNA binding; protein dimerization activity
Source: RefSeq, a predicted model, not a curated record